CCAGCGCUAUGAGGGAGCAUAACUCUUCUGUUUUGGUGUAUUUGAAACAUGAGCCGAAGCUUCGGCUGCAAACAGAUCGUUCGUAGUUCGGUGCGCACUGCGCAGCAAAAAGCUCAGGUGAAACGCAGCUCCGGUGUGAGUCGUUUAUUCCGCUCCUGGAACCUACGGGACACACACGUUAACGUCACAGGGAGACUGCAGCUCUACCGUUGGCUGGAGGAUGUGUUCAGAGUGCCUCUGUGCGGUGUUCAGAGACCAGAAAAUACGUCGUUUUUACGGUGCUCUGAAAACUUCACGAAGACGACGUUCUGAAGGGAUUUUCAACUGGUUUUUCGGCGUUGGAAGUUUAAAAACGGAGAUUUGAACGCCGUUUUACAACAAAACCUGCUCAAAAGUGAACGGAUUUCGAUCCAAUCGGAUUGCCAUACACGAAUGCACGAGCACCUGCAGCUGUUUGUUCAUAAACCAAACAAACUCGCGGUGCUGAGGCGGAGAAACGGAUUAGCUUAGCAGGAAGUCAACUCCGCACGAACAUGCUUGUGAGCGGAAACGGCCCGGUAGCAUGUGUGAGCAACCAAAGAUCCAUGUCUUCCUGGGGGCUCCAGCUCCCCCUUGUUCCCCAGUGUCUGAGCCUUUAGCAGAGGUGGGGAGAGAGAAACGUCCCCCUGCCGUCUGGAAACACCUGGAGCUGACUUGGAGACAGGGUCGACUCAGACCUGCGACAAAUGAGCCUGGAGAUGGAGUGACACAACUCAUAGGAAAUGGUGAGGAAGAGGGAGGUCUCAGGUCACAGCUUCAGGAGCACCAGAGAAACUGUAAGGCUGAUUGGACCAAAGGAACAGUUGGAGAACCAAUGAGAGAACUUGUCUCUAAAGGCUCUGAUCUGAGCUCAGAGGCAGAGGAUGGUCCUGGGAAAGAUCAGUGUUCCACUUGGGUUCAUGAGUAUCUGGAAGGCUGCUUCCCUGCUAUUCAGCCAGAACCUGACCUUGCGGUUCUUGCACUCUCCACACAGACUCAUUACCUGAGCACAUGGACUCUGAGUCAGGCAUUAAUCCUGAGAGGCAGACACAAUCUCCAGUCACCCAGUCAUCCACACACCCAGACCUCUCCAUCUGUCUCCUCCAGUACCCCAGAACUCUUCAGUCCUGAAGCUCCAUCAACCAGCCAUGCCUGUCCCACCCUGCAGGCUGAGGAGGGAGGUGUGGUCCUUCAGGCAACCACAGAAGGUGUCCUAUGCUCCCAGGAGUCUACCAACACUCACAAGUCCCCCACCACCAAGAGACCUCGGAUCUCUGAGGAGCCGGUGGUCCCUGCAGGCAGCAGAGCCAACAGGCUGCAGAGUCCAGUCACACCUCUGCUCGGGUGUGUAACAGUGGGACGAACUUACUCUGUCUUGGUGGUGGUGGUUUACCCGUGUCAUCUGAAGGAGAUUAAGGUGAAGUCAGGACCAUCAGCAGGAACAUUUGUUCCUCUGGCGUCCAUCGUUGUGAUGGAUCAUUCAGGAACUGAGAUGAAGGUGGUGCUGUGGCGGCAGGCAGCGUUCUGGGUACUGACUGUGAAUGCUGGAGAUGUCCUCCUCAUCACAGGACUGCAGGUGAGUGAAGACAGGUGGAGAGGAGAAACAGUGCUGCAGUCCACUUUCAGGAGCAAACUCCUCAACUUAGGACAUGCCUCCACUUUACUUUCAGGUCCCCAUGAUGUUGAUGCUCACUUGCUCAGCUCCUUGUGUAGUUUCGUUCGAAAGCAACGCCCCCUGCUGGUCUCUCUACCAUGCCGACCUGUACAGAAACUGGACCGCCUUCCUUACGUGACGCUGAGGAUGCUUCGGGUCAACACUCUGGUUCACGCCCUGCUGCAGGUCACACACUCGUACGUCAGCUCAGAUUGGAGGAAUGAAGCAGAGUCUCGGAGCAGGUCUGCGGUUCAGAUAAAGGCAGUAGUGAGUGUGGAGCAGCCCGACGGCCAGCAGGGGGUGCUGAUCCUGUGGGGAUCUGCUGUGGACUGGCUGGGAUGCUUCCACAGAAACAAAAAUACUGUGUGGGACUUUCAUAUCCUCUUGGUGAGGGAGGGGUUGACCUCUGACCUCCUUGAACUUCACUCCACUCCCUGGAGUUCUGUCAAAGCAUUGGACCUGACUGACCGUCGAGUGCAAGAGUUCCAGCGAGCUCAGAGCAGCUGGACAGGAAGCAGAGGGCCUGUGGAGCUGGACCUUGACACGCUGCUGUCUCAGAAGUACAGCGGUGAGGUGGAGCUGAGAGUCCAGAUCUGGACUUUUAAGUUCCAGGAUGUUCUACCCUCUCAGAACCCCGUUCAGCCAGUCCUGGACAGCUCCACGCCAUUGGACGCCAUAGUGGCAGUGUUGAGUGGUGACAUCACCUACACUGGCUGUGCCCGUUGUUAUUCUGAGCUCGACACGGACACCAAUGGGAUCUACGUUCCAUGUUAUCCCUGCCUCCCACAUACUGCUGUGUGCCGCUUCUACAGGCCAGGUGUGCUGAUGAUCAGUGGGAGGGACUGCAGUAAGAUAUCUGUCCAGGUUCCUCCAGUUCCCCUGCAGAAGAUCCUGAAGGCUCCACCUGACAGACUUCAGAGGAGCUCAGCUCUAGGCCCACUGGUGAAACACAUCCAGGUAGCAGCAGAAAGGAUCCACCAUCUCCUCUCGAAUCCCAAGAAAACCUUCUGCAUCACCCUACAAAGCCACUUCCUGUGUGAUGAGAACAGCAUUCCCAUCAGUCAGGACUUCACACUGCUUGAUUUUCAGUUCCCCAGCUGCGUAAGCUCCUUAUAGCAUGCCCGGAUGGGACUAGGGUCCUGUGGGACCCAACACUAAUUUAGCAGGAGUGGGUCUGGGUCUCAAAUAAUCCUGCUAGAGGAGAGUGAACCUGAGGUCGCCAACAACACGAUGGCUGGAGAAGUAAAGAUGAAUGUGUAACGUCCAGGAAUGGUCAGUUUUCACCUACAGAUUGACCUACAUGCCACCGGUCAUCUACAGACCAAAUUCCACCCUCUAAGGUGGAUUUUACAUUCUACCUUCCAACAAGCCACAAGGUUCUGCAAACCUUGACAUUUCAGGAGGAACAAGAUGUCAGCCUGUGUUCCCAAACAAAGCCUUCUUUUGAUAAGACCGCAGGAUUGCUCACUCUCAUGAAAAAGGAACUUUUACAACUCAUAAGUUAAAUAAUUAUUAAAUAAUAUGGUUGAAUGAACAAAUGUUACAUGAAUACUAAUGAAAUGUUUAGAUUAAUCUGUGCUUAAAUUACUGUGGUUGAAAUGAAUAUUAUGAUGUUGUGAUCAGUAAUGUUUGGAUUUAACAAGUGAAUCAUUAUCUCACUCAUAUACAAUGUUCAUGAGAUGUAAGUUAAAGUAACGUCACCGCACAUAGAUUUUUUUCUUACCCACGAAUCAGAGCACCCUGUAUCUGAAAGAAGGCGUGAUGUUCUGAGGUUUGUUGUUAACACCUCCUAACAUGGCACGUCCCGAUUGGCCAAGUAAAUCAUACUAUGAGAAUAUUAAAACAGGAUCACUAGGGAGUGAUUCACCAUUCUGUUAGUUGAGCUAACUCUGACUGGCCAUCGGAGGGAAACUGCUCACACCGCAUCUCUUGUCAAGCUAAAAGCUGCCUACAGCUGACACAGCAAAACGGUUCCGACUCCCUAAGAGUCCUUCUAGACGCAAACGGUUACAUCUCUGUUGUGACUCGGGUUACAUCUCUGGAUUGGAGCAUUGGUGCUGCGGUUAAACUAGUGAACCUCGGUGCCCAGAGGUCAUCUGACCUCCCUGACCUCCGGAUCCGCGAAGAGGGUCUCCAAAAAAAGGGUGAGGUAGACACAGCAUGAAUUGCGUCUGAUGUGGUUUUGAUAAGAAUCAACCUUCUAGUUACUGCAGACCAAAUUCUUUUCACACCCAGAACUCACUUUCUUCUAGAUACGAGGGUUCUGAUAACAUCACAUUCACGCGUAAUCACACCUCACAUUCCAUCCACUUAGAUCCAGUCAUCACAUAAAGUGUUCCUAGUUGUCAUGUUUUUAAUUGUUUAGAAAAUAAAUUUCUUACCUUUUAUUAACCUGA
This is a messenger RNA of Nothobranchius furzeri (turquoise killifish), 4068 nucleotides long. It is a transcript of the gene shld2, whose product is annotated as shieldin complex subunit 2. Gene Ontology annotation, biological process: regulation of double-strand break repair via homologous recombination. The record is from RefSeq and is a predicted model, not a curated record. Gene Ontology annotation, cellular component: nucleus; site of double-strand break. NCBI's taxonomy places the organism in Eukaryota, Metazoa, Chordata, Actinopteri, Cyprinodontiformes, Nothobranchiidae.